AAGCCAAUAAUGAAAAUGAGCAUCGAUAUUGGUGCGAGAACAAUAUCGCAUUUCGAAUUGUUUUUCUUCAUCUUAUGCUUCAAAAGUUGUUUGAAGAUGAGACUCCUAUUAUUAGCGAUAACACUAACCAAAGAAACACUCGUAUUGAAGGCCUCCAAUAAGUACGUUCGCUAUAAGAAAGUGAUGCAGUCUCUCUGCCCUUCUGAAGUCGACAUGUAUAGAGAUGCGUUUAAUUUUUUUGACAAAUCUAAGAAAGGAUAUUUAGUGGCGGACGACUUUGAGCGGGCACUGACCACGAUAAAUUCCAUCACCGAGACCCCAACCUCCAGAGAGGACGCGGAGAGUCUGGUCAGAGAGUACGAUGUGAACGGUGAUGGUAAAAUAACGUUUGAGGAAUUAGUCGUUUCCAUUGUAAAACGGAAGGAAACGAAGGACAAAGACUCAGAACUUCAAAAACUAUUUCAAAAUUUUGAUAGUGAUGGCGAUGGUGCUUUGAAUAAAGGGGAACUAAUUGCAUUGUUAGGUUCGAUACAGGAGAAGGUAUCGGCAACAGACAUUGAUGAGAUUUUAGCUGAUUUUGAUGAAAAUGAAACGGGGUUGAUGCAAUACAACGAUUUUGUGAAGAUUAUGAAGCAACUUGUUUGAAGAAGGCAAUGUAGAUGAUUUCGAUGUAGUUGGAUAAAAUAUUUGCUCUGUACAUUUUUUAAAAGAAAAAAAUUAUGUUUAUGUUUUGCAUAAUUUGUUUAAAAAAGAAACAACGAAUUGUUAUUAAAAUACACUAUGUGUAAUGUUCGAUUACUAUUUCUUUUAUGUUUUCCAAGAGUAUAUAUUUGUUUUAAUUAACCUUGUAGAGGCAUACAGGGUACGCACUGUAUAUGUAGGAACAAGAAAUUUGUUUCAGUUAUGAUGGCAUUUCCUUGAUAUGAUUUGUAUAACAUGUAUGUUUUGGCUAUCUUAUUGUAAUAAAUGUACUUUUGAGAGAAGAAAAAAUAUAUAUACAUUGUAAAUCAUGUUAACAGUAAACAUGUGCAAUAGGAAAAGGUUAUAUUAUAUAUAUAUAUGUGUAUUGAGAAGAAAGGGAACAUUAAAAUCCUUAUAUUUACAUCUACCAAGUAAUAUUUCCUGUAUUUCUUACGGAAACUUAUAGUUAAAAUUCAUAGCUCUAUAGAAGCAGCAAGACUGAAAUCUACACGCCCCGUUUAUCGAUUGGUCGAAAUCUACAGCGGCUGAAACUGACAAGAAAUUGACAGGACUGAAAUUGACACACCCUAUUUAUCGAUUGGUCGAAGCCAACAGCGACCUAAAAAAAUCACAGACUGAACGAAAUGAUCAUGAUGAUGUAAGACUCAAAGUCUCACAGCUGGAUUCGAAGAUUCAAUAUUACUAGAGAUUGGAAGGGUACAGCGUGUUUAUUUCGCAAGAACUAUAAAACGUGAAACCAAACAGAAAACUUUACAUCCUCACUUGCUCUGAGUACAUGCAUUACUACUCAAAGGAGUAUAAAAGGUAAAUUGAAAUUGAUGAACCGGAUGCUAGACCAGAAUAUGCUAUCGAUUAAACAAGCCCAUGGUCCACAUCGCUCACAUAAGCAACGAUGUUAAAAUUUGACCAAAGUAGCGGAUAACAAUAAAAGAAUACUAUACAUAAUUAAUAAUACAUUUUUUAAUCGAACUUCUUCAUUCUUACAAAUAAGUAUCACGUAUAUAUACAAUGAAAUUCGAUGCAUGAAUUUGGACCACAUGAUGUAAGUUCCCUUUCUUAUUCUUAUCAUAGAGUCUGGAAAUGAAGCUCGAUUGUAAUAAAAAGUUCAAAUGUACAUUACAAUUGUUAGCUGCAGGUUUGUAGCUCCCGGUCUGAAAAAAAAAUUCGGAUGGACGACCUGGGAGUUACAUUUCCUUCCGUGUUAAAAAUUGCCAGGAUGUGUUGUGUUAUAUACUACUAGAUUGUUAUCACAAUAUCAUUAAGUGCCCCCUAUUCUUUAGUAUAGUCAUGUUGUAAAUUUUGAAUUUACUGACUGGCAGUAAAUUAAUUUUUGUAUUUAUUGCCACCCGGUAAAACCAAUUUUUACGACAUUAUCCAGCAUAAACUUUGGUAUCUAUGAUAUUAAACGUUCAAAUUAUAUAAAGCUAACUUUGUACGAUGGAUACUUGUUCAACAAAACUUUUUUAAGCGAACUAUUAUCAAACGCGUUAAAAAAUACAUGACGUUAUUUAUUGUGUACUUCGUCAUCAGUUUCAAAGAAAAAAAAGUGUGGUGAUCCGCAAAACCGGAUUUUACAUGUUGUGUUGUAUCCAAAUUGCGCAUACAAGAACAGAACAAUGCCUUUUAAUCAGUUAGAACUGCACAGGUCCAGCUUUAUCUUGAAGAUAUGAAAAAACAUUUUUUAAAUAAUGAAAGGAGGUCACUACUAUCAACUCUACAACCAUUUGUUGAGAAAAAGAUCGAAGCUUGCCCACUCUUUGUCUCAAAAUAGGGUACCCUAUUCCUAAAAUGGGUCUCAGAAACUAUUAGUUCGCACGAGAUAUUUUUGUCAGAGUCUAUGGAGGUAUUUUGAAGUUAUAUUUUCAUUGAAAAAUGUCAGUAUAGUAUUUAUUCAAGACAUUUGCUUGUUGAAUCCUUGCCUCACUUUUAAAAAGAAUUUACAAUGCACUUUAAUUUACACACAUAUAACUGACCCCCCCCCCCCCCGGAACUUGUCUGUUACAUUCAACACAUUGUUUUUAUUUAAUUUUUUUUCUCUGAAAAUAUAACGCCAAUAUCCCUCCGUAUAUACAGAAGUUCUAAGUACCUAUAGACUGGAUUUGUUCUUGUUUUAAAGAGAUCCUACAUCAUGUAUGUCGACUGAUAAAAAUAGGGUACCCUAUUUUGAGACAAAGCUACAGCAUUAAUGUGCAAGAUUCAACCUUUUUCCCAACAACUUGUUGUAGAGGGGACAUCAAUAAAACCCUUUCAUAUUUUUUUUUUUUUUUUUUUUUACGAUUUUUAAAUAUCCAUAAGUCUGCAGUUGUGCAGUUCUACAGAAGUCUAAGUCACAGGUGCUUGAGGACAGGAUCGCUCCCCCCCCCCCCCCCCUUCCAAGUAUAUAGACCCCCAGGACUUUAUUAAAUUAUCCUUUUAUGACAUAUUUCUAAUCUUAUUUAUUCAUUCAUUGCCCAAAAUUACCUAAAACAAAUUGCAUCUUUCACCUUUCAUUUUUUUGUUGUCAUGAAUCCCAAUAAGUUCUCCAGCAUCCAUAAUUACUACAUUGUACAUGUACUAGUAUCCGAUCUGAUGAUUUGAAUAGACUUACAUUGAUGAAUACACCAUUGAAGUUGAGCAACAAACACAUUACUGCAUAUAAAAACCAAGAAAAUCUUAAAUUUACAACAUCAUUUAUUCAGGAUAUCAUGUUAUGAAGAUAUAAAACAACAUGACAGGUGACACGUAACAAUACUUUUACACCUGUGUGCAUUCCUGAAUUUGAAGGAUGAAAAUCUGAUGAACGAGAACGUGAAAAAAUUGUCUAUCAAGGUAGUAUUUUUGCAGUCUUGCGUUGUUAGGUGCACGGAAGUAGACAAAAAGGUUACCAACAAAAGAUUAUUGUGUAGUUAAAAUAUACUUCUCAUUUCAAACAUGAAAUGCUGCAAAAUAUUUCAAUGAUGUAAAUCAACUGGUCAACAACCCAGUCUCUUGUAUGAGGGAAUUAAUA
Magallana angulata is the source of this 3688-nucleotide messenger RNA. RefSeq lists its product as uncharacterized. The record is from RefSeq and is a predicted model, not a curated record. Lineage: Eukaryota; Metazoa; Mollusca; Bivalvia; Ostreida; Ostreidae. The transcript is spliced from 7 exons. Gene Ontology annotation, molecular function: calcium ion binding. Bases 10 to 645 code for a protein of 211 amino acids.